UUCUAAUUCUAAUUGUGUACAAAAUUUGUUUGUGUAUGUGUGUGUGUUUGUAAUUGUGCUUCUGUGUCUGUCUCGUAUGUGCCAAACGCCUGAAACGCCCACUCUCUGCACCUCUCAGAAAAGAAAUUCAUAAGUGUUUUAAAGUGUGUGUGUGUGUAUAUGUAUGGACUUGAACCGAAUACCCAAGUGUGAGUGUAGCAACAAGCUGGGUUUGUAUCAUUAACUACUAGCACUACAAUUAAAACUAUUGCCAUCUCCACACACAUUCUAUCAUCUCACCAAUUCUCAUAGUCAUCGUUCACCAACAAACACAUAUACACCCUACUUUCCAAAGUCAUGAAUAUGCAGACUGUUCAGUUUAUGGGUCCUGCACAACAACAGCAACAACCACCACCAUUUCGAUAUAAUGGACCACCAUUGCAUACAAUGCAACAACAACAACACCAACAGCAUCCACAUCAUCAGCAACAUCCACAUCCCCAUCACAUGCUGCAGCAGCAACAACAUCAACCAGCCUGGUUUGUUAAUAAUGGCAGUAGUACAACUGCUCCUGCUCCAGGUGCUGGUAUCGGUGGUGGUGGUGGUAUUAGUGUUAGUGGCAUUGAAUCUGCUGGUUCUAGUUCUGUUACAAAUGCUGGUUUUCUGCCAAAUACAAAUCCAAUUUGUAGCACUACACCAAUUAAAGGAAAGCAACAUUCUUCUUUUCAAAAUCCAACAACAUUUAAUAAUCCAAAACAACAACAUCAGCAACAAACAACAGCAUCACCGUCGUCAGCAUUAAUACAGAAUCAACAACAACAUUUUCAACAGUCAUCGACAUCGUCAUCAACAUCAUUUCCUCAUAAUACAACCAAUAAUCCCCCAGUGGCGGCUACAUCUGCUACAACAACUAGUCUGGGUCAAAAUUAUAUUAAUUGCAACACAUUUUCAAAGGCAUUACAGCAACAACAACAACAACACAUUACAAUGGGUCCGACAAAUAUAAAUGGUACACAACAACAACAGCAACCGGCUCAAUUGCAGCAAUUACAAACAAUGCAACAUCAGCCACAACAACAUCUGCAGCAACAGCAGCAGCAGCAACAAACAGGUGACAACUGAUAAUCAGCAUCAUCAUAUACAACAACAGCAACAACUGCAGCAGCAACAG
Molecule: messenger RNA, 1150 nt
Organism: Lucilia sericata (common green bottle fly)
Lineage: Eukaryota; Metazoa; Arthropoda; Insecta; Diptera; Calliphoridae
Product: ras-interacting protein RIP3-like
Exons: 2
Coding region: 337-1101 (254 amino acids)
Source: RefSeq, a predicted model, not a curated record